Messenger RNA from Clunio marinus, 704 nucleotides. NCBI's taxonomy places the organism in Eukaryota, Metazoa, Arthropoda, Insecta, Diptera, Chironomidae. The record is from the annotation of a GenBank genome assembly.
AGUUUGCAAAAAUGAUUAAAAUACUGUUUGUUGCAAGCUUAAUGAUUGUUGCAUAUGCACAAAACUUUGAAUGUCCAACUGAAACCGGAUUAUAUCCCGACGACAUCCAGUGUGAUAAAUACUACGAAUGUAAUGGAGGAAUCGCAAAAGAACAUUUGUGUGCUGAUGGAUUAGUUUUCGAUGUGAAUAUAAAAAGAAUUAGCAAAUGUGAUCAACCUUUCAAUGUUGAUUGUGGUGAUCGUACUGAACUACAACCUCCCAGAGGAACUAAUGAAUAUUGUCCCAGAAAAAAUGGAAUAUUUGCUCAUCCAGACGAAACAAUUUGCGAUAUUUUCUACAGCUGUGUUGAUGGCGAGUAUAUUGAAACUAAAUGUGUUGGCGGAUUGCACUUUGAUGAAUACUCUGGAACUUGUGUAUGGCCAGAAGUAGCAAACCGUGAAAAUUGCCAAGAACACAAGAAGAAAUUAAAGGAUGGAUUUGUUUGUCCCAAAGAUGGUAGAAAAAAUGAUGCAAGUGGUCAAGUCAUUGCUCACCCUCACUACGCUCAUUCAGAAGAUUGCCAAAAGUUUUAUGUCUGUUUGAAUGGCAUUGAACCACGAGAAUUAAGAUGUGAAGAUGGAGAAUCAUUCAAUGAUGAAACAAAGCGAUGCGAUUCUUCUGACAAUGUUCCAGGUUGCGAAGAAGUUUUCCUUGAGAGAAAAUAA